AUGAUCCCGGAGCUCUCUGUCAUGGGCAAGGCGAAGGCCCACGCUGGGCUCCUGGCCCGGAGGCCUGAUAACUCGGCUUUCAAACAUCAGAGACUGCCUGUCUGGUCCCCCAUGCUCACAGCUCACACCGUCCUGCCUUUCUUCUACUUCUCCUUGACUCUGACGUAUCACUCAGAAAAGGGGGGUCCGGUGGUCCAUGUUCCUCUGUUCAGGAAGGACAUCACCUGGUACACCGACAAGAAUGUCAAGUUGCACAACCCACCGGUUGAGAACAAGACACUAACGUUAGCACAGGUGUUUGAAGGCACGGCACAGCCUCUGUACUGGCAGAAAGCAAUGUGUGACCUGGACCCCUGGUACCACAACAACAACGGAUUCAUCAAUGAGGACCUGAUCGUGUGGAUGAGGGAGGCUGCCUUCCCCAAUUUCAAGAAGCUCUACGAGGGCUGCCGCCUGGGAACUACAGCGUCCAUAUCUCCUACAGUGUCCUUUAUUAUUCAUCUGUUUAUUCAUGCUUUAUUCUACCAGAUUUAUCAUUUUGAGAUUUGAAUCAAUUGAAUUAAAACGGUUUCCCAAUGGCAGGUUCCUAGUGGGGUUAGCUAGUUUCUCAUUGGGUGGAAGUGAAACAGUAGGUUGUGGCUUGAAAUGUUGAUUUUUGUUUAUUUGGUCAGUUAUUAGAACAGUGUGGGUCACAGCACAUCAAGCACAAAAACACCAACAGCUUUUUCCUUUGUCAUCUGUGUGAAGAAGAAAAAAAUCGAAGAACUAACAGUAAGCCUACUGACUAUUUGGAGCCUCUGUGUUUAGAUAUAAGGUGUGUACCGUAUGUGGCUCUGUUUAUCCUUGACCUUUGCAGUGGAGUCCUUCUGGGGCAGAAAGGAAGUGGCACUGUCCAGUCAGCUGGGUCGGGGGUCAGAACAACUUCCUCACCGUAGCCUACCAGAUCACUGACUGUCUCAUCCUGCUCCUCGCUGUAAUCUUUACCGCCAUUUGGUGGAAGUUUGGUAUGAACGGUCAGAACAUGGAGGAGUGAUGGAAAAGGACCAAAAAGGGUGAGGAAGAAGAGGAGAAAUAUUGAGUGAAUCAUGAGAAAGAGAAGUCUGAUAUUUCAUUCUAAAUACUGUAAAUGUGACUGAUUUAUUGAAAUGGUCAAUGGUCCAAAUGUACGUAGUUCUACAUUUGAGAUGUGGUUUGUGUUAUUAGCGUUUGAUCAUCAUGAAUGCUUGUGCUUGGUUUAAUUUCCCUACAUCACCAUGUGAUGGCAGUAGUGGUGUUAAAAUGACAUAAGGUGGGAUAUCAUUGGAAAUUGUUUUCAGAUGUUAUAAUUUAUACCAGUGCUUGAAUAUCUAUUAAGAUGUUAUCUUCAAGAUAUUGAUAUGAAGUAAUGUGAAAUAUGAAGGAAUCAUUUAAGAUUACAUUUUUUACUGUUGACCGUAUGAAUGUGUUGUGCAUUAACGUUUUUGUAAAAAAACAUUACUUAUUUUUAAAGUCUUUAUUUCUCUUUGUACAAUCUGUGAACUCACAGAAACACACACACUGACCUAGGGCCAGCCUUCCCUACUGAUGUCCUAACCUUUAACAAACUGGUCCAGGAUCAGAUUUGGUGUUCAGGACAGGGAGUGACCUGACAAAUUAUUUCCUGACAUCCAUUACUACAGACAUGACUAAUCAAACACAGAUACAGUACACUCAUACAGACAUAGCUAGAUACUCUCUUUAGGACAGCCAUACAAAGAUAGACACACACCGAUACAAAGGUUCAACAGACACAGCUACUUGCACAAAGACACUAAGGAAAGUUAUCACAUACACACACACGAAAGACAGCAAUCAUACAGUAGAGACAAUCAAUGUCCAAGAAAUACACACAGCAGAGUCAUUCAGACAAAGAUGCACAUUCACCUGCAUACUGUAUAUUGGAAUUUGAAGUGUUUCUGACUUCAGUAUGCUGACUGGUCACUAGUGAUAUUGUUUUCUCUCCGUACCAUCUUUGACAGGAUCCGUGACCUAUACGCAGCUCUUUAAGGCUGACGCGGUAACCUAGACCAGGGUUUCCCAAACUUGGACUACCCCCCCCCCCCAUGAACCAUGUAACCAUGAAAACAGUGCAACCAUAAUUAUUUGAUGCCUUCCGUGUGGAAGAGGAUUCGUCACCGCUGUCCAUAAUGGUUGGGAACAUUUGCUUUUCUUAAGUGAGAGUAUGUCCUUUUCAGCAGGAAUUAUGAAAGAAAAAUAAAUAAAAGAUAAUCAUUUUGAGAAA
Coregonus clupeaformis (lake whitefish) is the source of this 2260-nucleotide messenger RNA. Its product is annotated as cell cycle control protein 50A-like. Lineage: Eukaryota; Metazoa; Chordata; Actinopteri; Salmoniformes; Salmonidae. The transcript is spliced from 4 exons. Gene Ontology annotation, cellular component: plasma membrane; endoplasmic reticulum; Golgi apparatus. The record is from RefSeq and is a predicted model, not a curated record. The coding region runs from base 1 to 549 and encodes 182 amino acids. Gene Ontology annotation, biological process: phospholipid translocation.